AGCGCUAGUUUAAAAAUGAGGGAUGCUGAACACAUGUGGUCAUACAGAAAUAUUACAAAGGAAAAGGAUUGCACAAAGGCAGAGACGAUGCACUGGACAAUGCUGCCGGAUCUGGAGACAAGAGGAGCGUUUGGAGAUUCAGCCACACAGGCUUGCUUAAAGCCAGAUAUUCGUGUGCCUUGUGAGGUGUCUGUGGAUGAUGUGCUAGUGAACUCUUCAGCUGGAAUUGUUGAAGACCACAGUGUCAUAAAAACUAAAGAGACUGAGACCGACGAAUUUCAGAAAGAGAUGUUCAUGUUCAAAGCGCCAGCCUCUCCGCCUCCUACCUCUGGCCUAUGGACUACACAGAGGGAUGGAGAGGUCAAAUUGAGGAUGGAUGAACAUGGCAUUGGCAGUGAAACACCAAAGACUGUUCACGAGCUAUUCCAGGAAUCGGUUAAAAACUAUGGCGACUAUUUUGCUCUUGCAUCAAAGAAGAAUGACAAGUGGAUCAAGUUCACUUAUAAGCAAUACUAUACUGAAUGUCGGAAGGCAGCAAAAAGCUUUAUAAAGUUGGGCUUGGAGCGUUUCCAUGGUGUGGGCAUUCUGGGAUUUAAUUCUGCAGAGUGGUUCAUUGCAGACAUCGGCGCUAUCCUCGCAGGUGGCUUUGCUGUUGGCAUCUAUACUACAAACUCCCCUGAUGCCUGCCAGUAUGUAGCAGAGAACUGUGGGGCUAAUAUCCUGGUUGUGGAGAACCAGAAACAGCUGCAGAAAAUCCUAGAAGUUCAGCACAAACUCCCUCUUCUGAAAGCCAUUGUUGUGUAUAAUGAAGAGCUAAAGGAGAAAAGACCAAACCUCUACACUUGGAGUGAGUUUAUGAACAUUGGCAAUGAUGUUCCAGACACCCAGCUCGAUAAUAUUAUUGCCUCGCAGAAACCAAACCAAUGCUGUACGCUAAUAUAUACCUCAGGAACAACUGGGCAGCCAAAAGGAGUUAUGCUCAGUCAUGAUAAUAUAACAUGGACUGCAUUAGCAGCUGGGAAGUACGUGCAGUUGACAGAAGCUACAGUAAAGCAGGAAACGGUGAUCAGCUACCUUCCCCUCAGUCACGUUGCUGCUCAGAUGAUUGAUAUUUGGCUGCCAAUAAAAUUUGGUGCACAAACUUUCUUUGCUCAACCAGAUGCACUGAAGGGGACCUUAGUAGACACACUACGGGAAGUGAGACCAACUGCUUUUAUGGGCGUUCCACGCGUCUGGGAGAAAAUGGAAGAAAAAAUGAAAUCUGUGGGCUCAAAAUCCUCUAUGCUCAGAAGAAAAGUGGCAGCAUGGGCUAAAGAAGUAGGAUUACACACCAACCUGAAAAGGAUGAAGGGGUCUAAUGAACUCCCAGUGAACUUCCGUUUAGCCAAACAGCUGGUGUAUAAAAAAGUUCGCAAGGCUCUUGGACUGGAUCGCUGCACAAAAUGCUACACUGGGGCUGCUCCAAUUACUAAAGAGACUGUGGAGUUUUUCUUGAGUCUCAACAUUCCUGUGUAUGAGUUGUACGGCAUGAGUGAGAGCUCUGGGCCUCAUACGAUCUCUCUCCCACAUGCAUUCAGGAUCUCUAGCUGUGGAAAGGAGAUUACAGGCUGUAGGACAAUGAUUUACAAGCCGGAUAGUGACGGCAAUGGAGAGAUCUGUUUCUCAGGAAGGCAUGUCUUUAUGGGCUACUUGAACAUGGAAGACAAAACCAAAGAGGCAAUUGAUGAAGCAGGCUGGCUACACUCAGGUGAUCUUGGCAAACAUGAUAAGGAUGGAUUCCUCUUCAUCACUGGAAGGAUUAAAGAGCUCAUCAUUACUGCUGGAGGUGAGAAUAUUCCUCCUGUUCCAGUUGAGGAUGCUGUGAAGGAGGCUAUUCCCAUAAUUAGUAAUGCUAUGUUGGUUGGAGACAAAGCAAAGUUCCUUUCUAUGCUGCUAACACUGAAGUGCAAAGCAAACGAAGAAACUGGGGAACCAGAGGAUGACCUCACUCCAGAAGCUAUAGAAUACUGUCUCAAACUAGGCAGCAAAGCAACAAAAGUCUCUGAGAUUGUAGGUGGCAAAGACAAAGCCAUUUAUGCAGCUAUCCAGAAGGGAAUUUCAUCAGUCAAUGAAAGAGCAGUUUCAAAUGCACAGAAGGUGCAGAAGUGGGUCAUUCUGGAAAAGGACUUCUCUAUCUCUGGUGGAGAGCUAGGGCCAACGCUGAAAUUAAAAAGACCUGUUGUAGCAAAGAUGUACAAAGACCAAAUUGACCGGUUCUACACCGAUGCAGAAACUCCAACCUCUACAGAAAAUUCUCUUCGACAGUAAACGUGGAACUCUUUUUGGGUCUCCUCAGGACAUCCCAUUCUCAACCUGCACGCAUGGGCCUCUCAAAUGAAGGAUGAAAUAAAACCAGACUCAGUUAUGACGCAA
Molecule: messenger RNA, 2412 nt
Organism: Gavialis gangeticus (Gharial)
Lineage: Eukaryota; Metazoa; Chordata; Crocodylia; Gavialidae
Gene: ACSBG2
Product: acyl-CoA synthetase bubblegum family member 2
Exons: 15
Coding region: 16-2307 (763 amino acids)
Cellular component (GO): endoplasmic reticulum; membrane
Molecular function (GO): long-chain fatty acid-CoA ligase activity
Source: RefSeq, a predicted model, not a curated record